Molecule: messenger RNA, 981 nt
Organism: Harpia harpyja (harpy eagle)
Lineage: Eukaryota; Metazoa; Chordata; Aves; Accipitriformes; Accipitridae
Product: forkhead box protein E3-like
Biological process (GO): cell differentiation; anatomical structure morphogenesis; regulation of transcription by RNA polymerase II
Molecular function (GO): RNA polymerase II cis-regulatory region sequence-specific DNA binding; DNA-binding transcription factor activity, RNA polymerase II-specific
Source: RefSeq, a predicted model, not a curated record
CGGAGCCAUGGGGGAGGCGGACCCCGGCGAGCCGGCGGCGGUGGACAGCCGGGGGGCUGCGGUGGAACCGCUGCAGAAACCGCCUUACUCCUACGUGGCGCUGAUCGCCAUGGCCAUCCGGGCCAGCCCCGAGCAGCGGCUUCCCCUCAGCGGUAUCUACGCCUACAUCGCCGGGCGCUUCCCCUACUACCGCGGCGGUCCCAAGGGCUGGCAGAACAGCGUCCGCCACAACCUCAGCCUCAACCCCUGCUUCCGCCGCCUGCCCCGCCGCGCCGCUCCCCCCGCCGCUCCCCGCCGCGGCGGGGACUGGGUGCUGGAUCCCGCCUUCCACGACAUGUUCCCGGGGGGGGACUACCGCCGCCGCCGCCGCCCGCGCCGACACCCCCCCCCCCCGCCGCCGCCGCCGCCGCCGCCUCCUCCCGCCGCGCCGCCCCCCCACUCCGCCGCCGCCGUUCCCUGGCUGGCUCCGCCGCCGCCUCCCGCCGGUUGCCCGCACGGUCCCUGCGCGGCGCUGGCGCUGCCGUUGCCCCGGGGAUGCCGCUGCGGCGAGGUGGCCGGUUGGGGCCCCCCCGCCAUCCUGGGACCGCCGCAGGGGCUGCCCGCCUGGCCGCUUGCCGGCGGCGCCGGGGCGAGGGCUGUUCUGCGCCCGGCGGACCUGGAUCUCGGGAUAAGCAGCGACCUGGGGGGGAAGGUGCCCUCCUCCUUUAAAUAAAGCCCCCGACGUGAGAUGCGGUGCCGCGGGACGGGGGCUGAUCUGCUUGAGCAGAGCUUGUGUCGGCUGGCUGGGGGUGGGUGGGGGGUUCGGGGGUGUUUCUGCAUCCCGGCUUGAGAAAGGGGCUUAAAUAAAUGCUCAGCUACUGGAAGUGCCUGGAGGAGGAUUGCUCGGAGAAGUUCCCGUUGCUGUGACUGAGAUGUGCCGCCUUGUUUCUCCGUGCUGUGAGGAGUGUGAAUUGUGCUUCUGCACUGCUUUAUCCGUUUGGA